Messenger RNA from Trypanosoma rangeli, 327 nucleotides. RefSeq lists its product as uncharacterized. Lineage: Eukaryota; Euglenozoa; Kinetoplastea; Trypanosomatida; Trypanosomatidae. The record is from RefSeq and is a predicted model, not a curated record. The transcript has a single exon. The coding region runs from base 1 to 327 and encodes 108 amino acids.
AUGGAGUCCAGGCGACGCCUCACCGCCAUUCGCGACCUUCUCAUCGUGCAGGCAUCCCUGUUCUGCGGUGAGAUCAAUUGUAUUUUUCGUGUGAAGGAUUCCGUGGCGGAGGAGGCGCCGCCAGGGAGGCACGUUGGAAAUAACGGCAUCGCCAACCGCGUGGGGGUCUUUGCACCCGCGCACGAUACCAAGACCGAAGGCGGUGGUAGCACAACUACUGGUGGUGGUCACAGCAGGAGUGACCAGGUGCAUGCGGCGGGCAUGGCAAGGUCGUCGUCUAUUGCCAACGCCAUUGCCGCGGCGGGGGCAAAAACUGCAUUUGGAUGA